Molecule: messenger RNA, 7081 nt
Organism: Oryzias melastigma (Indian medaka)
Lineage: Eukaryota; Metazoa; Chordata; Actinopteri; Beloniformes; Adrianichthyidae
Gene: zfpm1
Product: zinc finger protein, FOG family member 1
Exons: 9
Coding region: 781-4590 (1269 amino acids)
Biological process (GO): heart development; megakaryocyte differentiation; positive regulation of transcription by RNA polymerase II
Cellular component (GO): nucleus
Molecular function (GO): RNA polymerase II-specific DNA-binding transcription factor binding
Source: RefSeq, a predicted model, not a curated record
UUUUAAAGCCCCAUUUAUAGAGGUCAACAGCUAAGAAAAAUUUGAUUGAGGGUUUGAUUACCCUUUAAUAAUCUCAAAACAUGUUAAAACCCCCAAAAAUAAAAUUUUUAUACUUUUUUCCUUCCACCAUUUUUUUUUUCAUUAUUAUAAGCUAUUUUUCGGAUUAAUGUUUUAUCAUGCCUUGAUUUUCACAUUAAUAAACACAUAAAGCUAACAAAAAAGGUAAUUUUUAAGCUAAACUGCAUUUAUUUACUGUCUAAAUAGGUUGGACCAAUCAGAUGUCAGUGCGGCUCCUUUCGUCAGACGCAAUGGGCGUGUCUUACGUCCUCUUGCUCCGCCCUCGUCGGCAGCGGCUGAGCGGCUCUGAAGCAGUACUGGCGGACUGGGGCGGACCGGGGGGGCGGACCGGCCAGAGGAAACUUGACAGAAAACAAAAGCAGAGCUCCGCUGACCUCCUCAGAGCUGAGAGGUUGAACGUGAGGCUUCCCGCCGGUAGACCCGCUACCACCUACCGACACGGAGGCGUGUCCGCCAGCGGAGGAACGUCAGGGAAAAAGGUGGAAAAAAUCGCAGAAGUGACUAGUGGGCGGCCACAGGUAGGACUCGGUCCCAGGGACAAGCGCCGGCGGGUCAUGAGGGUUUCCGCGGCUGCCGGUCGGAGCGCCGCGUCGUAGCUGUGAACGAGGAGCCGCAGACGAAGCAGCAGCAGCCGCAGCAGCCCGGGAGAACGAGAGUCCCCGCCGCCCCGUCAGCGAGUCCAGCAGGAGGCGUGGAGGCAGCAUGUCCCGGAGGAAGCAGAGCAAACCCCGGCAGAUCAAACGUUCCCUUGGCGACCUCGACGGCGGUGAGGAGAACACAGCUGACACCAUGAGCUUAUCCGGAGAGGAGGGCGGAGCCUCCGACCUGGAAGACUCUGCCGAGGGCGACAGCUCCACCCCUCCGCCGUACACGCCGCUCUACAGCGAAGAAACGCGGACGCAGGAUUCAGGUGGAGGACCGGAUGAGGACGGCGACGGAGGGGAGGAGUCAGCUCCUACGCAUGGUGGCGGUGAAGAAGAUGAGAAGGUUGAUGAAGAGGAAGAGGAGCUGCAGUGGAAAGGCCCAGAUGACCUGAGGAUAAGCGACGAGGGGAGCAGUGUGGUGGCCGUGGGGGACCUUCAUCCAGACACGGUGUGGGGGCCGUACCUGGGCGUCAUCCAAUCAGAGGGCGGGACAGAAAACCAGGAGAUGCAGAACUCGAGUCUGACCGUGGUGUGUGAAAGUCCAGAUUGCUGGAUUAGCCGCCUCCCUCUGACAUCCGACCCCUCAGACGCCAACUGCACCAUCUACAGUCGGGGUGAGGAGCUGUUCUGCAAAGUGACUGCAGAGAUCGCAGAUGGUGAAAAACUUCUGGCCUCCCUGUCACCCCCUCAACGCUCUUCGUCGCCAUCAUCUUCAUCCUCCCAACUGGCUGCCGUGUCUCCGCCGCUAAGCCUCGUCACUCAGAAGCAGGUGAAGGAGGAGCCUCUGUACCCGGCAGCGUUGUGCUCCGACAUCCAGCUCCUCCCACAGCAGGCCGGCAUGGCGGCCAUCCUCGCCACAGCUGUCGUCAACAAGGACAUUUUCCCGUGCAAGGACUGUGGGAUCUGGUUCCGGAGUGAGAGGAACUUGCAGGCCCACCUCAUGUACUACUGCGCCAGCCGCCAGAAGCAGCCGGCUGCAGCCUCCUCCCCUCCGCAAGACAAACCCAAGGAGUCCUACCCCAACGAGCGCAUCUGCCCCUUCCCACAGUGCAACAAGAGCUGCCCCAGUGCCAGCUCUCUGGAAAUUCACAUGCGCACACACAGCGGUGAACGGCCAUUUGUCUGUCUCAUCUGUCUGUCCGCCUUCACCACAAAGGCCAACUGUGAGCGCCACCUGAAGGUCCAUACUGAUAUCCUGAAUGGAGUCUGUCACGGCUGUGGCUUUGUCUCCACCACGAGGGACAUCCUUUACAGCCACCUGGUCACCAGUCACAUGGUCUGCCAGCCUGGGUCUCGCAGUGAGGUCUACUCCCCAGGACCAGGUCUUCCUAAAUUACCCCUUUCCACUGGUCUGAGCCCGGGAGACUCUGGCGUGGUGCUAAAGUGUCAAGUUUGUGGCCACAACUCGGACUCUCCAGCCCACCUACAGCAGCAUGUGCGAACCCACCUAGAAGUCAGGGUUCCUGCUGAGAGGAGUCCCACUCCUCGCCAGAGCACUCCUUCAUCCUUCGACCACCCUCAGCCUUCUCCACAAGAACGAGAGCCACUGGCCUGCGUACCCAAACCAGAAUCCUCCAGUCCAGGUGCAAACGGCGGCUCAGCCACUCCUCGUGACUACAGCUCUCCGGAUUCCCACUCCACAGAGCUGAGGAUCAAAGAGGAGCCUCAGUCGGAACCCGAGACUGAAGAGCGUAGCGUAGAGGUCAAGGAGAACGGGGAGGAGGAGCAAGAGGCAAAAAGGAAGACCAAAAAUGAGCAAACUUGUUCCCCCUCCCUCCAGACUUCAAAUUCCCCAAAGAGUCCGUCCACCGCAAAUGUAAAGGCUGAACCAACUAGUCCCACCCCUGGUUCCAGUCCAGCCCACCUGGGAGGUUCUGGCUCAAUUGUUCCUGGAGGGGCGCUCUUCCUGCCUCAAUACAUGUUUAACCCUGAAGUGGCCAUCUUGCCUCAGGCUUCAGAGAUUUUAGCAAAAAUGUCUGAGAUGGUCCACAGUCGUCUGAAACAAGGCCAAGCGGUCGUUCAGAACAACCCCGGGGCCUUUUUCCCAUCUGGGGCAACUGCAACUGCAGCCACAGCCACACCUCCUCACAAAGGAGCCACCUGCUUUGAGUGCGACAUUACCUUCAACAACAUCAACAAUUUCUAUGCCCACAAGAGACUUUACUGCUCCAGUAGACAUCAAGGAGAAGGUUCGAGCUCAGCUCCAACAGCGCCAAGCACAGCACAUUCCAGUGAGAGUCACAGCUUAUCUCCUCAAGUCGGAGCAUCAAGUAGAGCAGCCUCCGCCUCUCCUGCGGGCUCAGAUCUCCCUACAGGAAGUGGAGCUCCUGACCCCAAGACUGCGGUGGAGGUAAAGACUGAAACUCCAGCGGGGAAAGAGGGCGUGUCAUCCUCCUCUGAAGGAGAAGGUGUAGGUGGAGAAAGAGUGAGUGAAGAUAGCCAGAGCCCUGUCAGCGCUUCUACAGAAGAUCCAGAAGAUGACCCCAACAAAACGUUCUGCGAGGCCUGCAACAUCCGCUUCAGUCGUCACGAGAACUACACUGUUCACAAACGGUUCUACUGUGCAUCUCGUCAUGACCCAACCAACCACAGGUCUGCGCACGCCGCAAAGGCCACUAAUUCUACAACCUUCCUCCCUCAGCCCAUUCGCACGCGCAAGAGGAAGAAGAUGUAUGAGAUCCACAUGGCUCGGACUGAAGCGCUGGCCAAUGCUGCUGCAGCAGCGGCUGCCGCGGCCGCCUCUGCUGCCGCCUCUGCUCCGUCUCCCUCUGUUCUGGGGUUGGCAGUAAAACGAGAAAUGUCCCCAGGUGGUGGUGGGAGUUCCAGUCCUGAAGGAGACGGCCCUAUUGACUUGAGUAAGAGGCCCCGGCUGGGCGAGGCAUCCCGGCACAGCAGUGGUGGCAUCCUGCCGGCACUGCCUCUGUCCGACUACCACAAGUGCACCGCCUGCAGCAUCAGCUUCAACAGCAUUGAGAACUACUUGGCUCACAAAACCUACUACUGUCCAGCCACCACCCUGCAGCCCCACACCCUGGAGCAGCUUCACAGGCUCAAGAGGUCUGCCUCCACCUCUCCUAAAAACAGGCCCCAGGAGCGGCCGGACCUUCUGCACCCUGUAGAGGCCAAAGCUCUGCCGGCCGAGUGGGUCGCACAGGCUCAAGGGGCGUCAUCGAGCCCCCAUCCCUCUGCCUUACCUGCCUCCGGUGCUGCAUCCCCUUCACAUACCAGCACCCCCAUAGCUGCCCCGUCAGGAGCUGGGGCUAAAAGCGCCGGCUCCUCCUUAGUAGUAUGUCCUUACUGUCCGAACCGGGCCAUCACCUGCGACUUGAUGGAGCACUUCAAGACCACCCAUGGGCUCGUCGUCUCAGUUCAGCCUCCAAAGGACACACCCCUUCAGCCGGGCAGUGCUCCCAGCCGCAGCCCUAGCCUCAGCCCCGCGUCCAUGACCCCCACCGGGAAGACAAAAGGCACCCCUCGAGUUCAUAGAGACAGCAUCAACGGACAGGUCAGGAGCGGAACCACUUCUCCAGUCUCCCCCAUGUUGAACGGCAGCCCUUCAGGCGGAGGAAGAUCACCGUCGGCCGGCUCCCCCCUCCCUGUGUCUCCCCUGCGGGCCCCCUCCCUGACUAUAUCACCGGUGCCUGAGGCCCUCAGGGAGAGGGUGGUGUCCCCACACAUUCUUGAGAAGACCACCCCACCUGCAGCCUCCCAUCCCACCCCCGUAACAAAAACCUCAGUGAUCUCACCAAUCCAGAACGGCAACUCGCGUUUCUGUCGGCUCUGCAACAUCAAGUUCAGCAGCCUGUCCACGUUUAUCGCUCACAAGAAAUACUAUUGCUCCUCCCACAGCGCCGAGCACGUCAAAUGAGCCACAAAGGUCCCGCCCCUCAGCUCGUUUUUUUUUUACCUUUCAGUUCAAAAGAGCAGAGCCAGUUCUCCUGCUCUGCCUUCCACUCUACACUGUGCCAGCCUCACCAUGAGAGCGACUGUUACUCACCUGGCAGAACCUGCAGGUGACGUUACAAACUUCCAGAAACCGAUCUCCCCUCCUCCUAUGGGUCAAAGUUUGUUGUUCGCUCAACCCUGAGAGGGAUGCUGCCUCUGCAUCCGUGUCCCUGUCUCGCUGGACCGCUCUGUCGUCAGCAUGGCGAGUCCGGACAUUGAGUACGGCCUCCUCCCCGACCGUUGUCAUGGCGACUCUACAUUUCAGAUCGGAACAGAGGAAUGGUUUCUUUCGUGGAAGAAGAAAACCCUCGAUUGUUGUUGAUGUUUUUAUCAUCUGUGCAUAUUUUGUCUGAGAAGAACUUUGCAAUGCUUUGGUGUGAACACUGGCUCUUCUUGGCUGACGAGACGCUUUUAGCUGAAGAACAGAUACUCAGUAUCACCAUGUUACUAAUUACUGAAGGAUAAUAUUUCAAAAUUGACACUUUUUCUUUUUUCGUACACAGAAAUUUUUAUUUUCUCUUUAAAAAAACAAGGGAGAAAAAAAUGUGAAAUAUUUAUCUUUUAGUCUUUGCUGAUUUCAUGUCAACAGAAAACUACCUACCUAGUGUCAGAGAGUAUUUGUAUUUUUUAUUUGUAUAUUUUUCAUACUGUUAGAAGGACGUGUUUGGAUCGGGGUAUGUUGAAGUGACUUUUCUAAGUGUAGAUAUGUAAUAUCUUCUCACAGUAAUCACACUGAUCUUAUUCACAUUUCUGUUUGUGUCGUUGAUGGUGAUUUCUGAAGGUCCACGCUGCGUUUGUUUCCUCUCAGCAACUCCAUCAGGGAUCCUCUGAUGAUGAAGAACCCAUAAUGAGGAUGAUUGGACAAAUUUUCCACUCAGUACUUCUUUUAUCUUUGUUUGUCUGGACUCUGUCAAGUUCCAAGUUCUCUCAGGAUCUCCCUCUUCUCUUUUGGAAUUCCGAAUAAUCAGAGUACUUGUAUUUGCGACCUGAAUUUUCUCUGUCUUGAAAAAAGGGGAAUACAGCGACACCUAGAGGCAGAAAUUAAGACAGCUAGUUUGUCAAUUUCAGCUUGAUCAGUGGUUUUGUUUGUUCAAGUUAUGUUUGCGCGACACUAAGUUCGUUUAAUGUUCAAAACCCCAAGCUACAAAUUUUUAUUUUAACUACUAUUACAAAUCAACAGGUUGAGGUUCACUUCUUCCAACCGUCACAUUCAUUUUUGGAAAAACAGUGAAUUUAUGGUUGUUUUGGUACAGUUUCUUUCAUCUGUUGAAGUUAACUUCAAAAAAUGUGAACCGUUGCUCUCGGGGGAAGCAUCACAGUUCAGUAGAUUUAAGUUUUCACCACCCCUCCCCCACGUUCACACAGUUUUUAAUAGGGAUUUAUGUCAAAUUCAGGCUGUAGCUCGACUAUCUCACUCCCAAAUAUUAAUAAAGUACAAUUCAGAUUGAAAGAAACAUUGAAAGCUCUGAAGUUAAAAAGUUAUUGAAGUCUCAUCAAUCUUAAACAGUGAGAGGGAAAUCUGUCGCAACAGAAAUUGGACUGCCAUCUAGAGUUUGGUAGUGGUAUUAUAAGGAGAUCCAGAUUCCUGCCCUUUGUUUUUCCAGGAAGCUACUUUUCUAAAACUUUUCUGCCUGAUUUUUGUUUUUUUUGAAACCUUACAAACCAUCUUCCUGAGGAGUGAUGGGCGUCAAAGGGAGCGGGAUUUCUCUGAAUCCUGCUGGAACCCACUUACGUUGCUUUGGGAUAACUUCAGAGCUGCUUAGACAAAUUUCUAAUAAAAGAAUUACUUUUUUUUUUUUUUUUUUGUGCAGAAAAAGUGAAUAAAAAGAUCCCCGAUCUGGGUUGAAUAGGAGUCCCUGAGAACUGAGACCUGUUCUGAAGCACACGCCCCACAGCUGUCUGCGUGUUUUCUGGAUUCUUGCCUUAUUUGUUGUCAAUGACAGGUUUCAGGUGCUGUUGUCCUGCUUCUCUUCUCAAAUCCUGAGAUUCUGUAAAACUGCGUUUAACGAGUUUGACCUGCUGUGAAGUUUUGACAUUUCGCGCCUCGUUUCGGAGGCAAACUGGAUGGAUUGGGACUGAAACCGGAGCGGAGUCUUGUGAAGGUGCCCCCGUUUUGUUGCACUGUGUUGUAAAGAAAAAAGAAAAAAAAAGCUGAAGGUUUGGCUCCUCUUUUGUAUGGUAUUUAUGUUUUGCAGCACUUUUUCCCGCCUGAAUGCGCUCUCCUUGAAGGACUUCCUGAAAGAUUUCACCUCACAGAAUCCUUAUUUUUAUUUUCUAAUAAUGAUUCCGUUGAUGUCUGUAAAAUCACAAUGAAUGUCAACACUUUUAUUUCCGUAACUUUGAUUUGUUCGCAACUCCACUACACUCUUGUCCAAACUAUGCAUGGGAAAUAAAAGAGUUCUGAGAGACACUGA